Messenger RNA from Racocetra fulgida, 157 nucleotides. The record is from the annotation of a GenBank genome assembly. Lineage: Eukaryota; Fungi; Glomeromycota; Glomeromycetes; Diversisporales; Gigasporaceae.
UGAUGAUAAUAUCGAUGUUAAUAAUGAUAAUAAUGUUGACGGUAAUAGUAAAGAUUAUGAUACAGAUGAUAAUAAAAAAAAACUUGCGGUUAAACCCAAAAUUUCGCAUUUCCAACAAUUCACCAAUUUGAAGAGAAUUUAUGAUAUAUUGCAAAAA